AAUAGUUAUAAAUAUCCUAUAUUAGCUAUUUUAGCUAGAAGGUAUUUAGCUAUUCUAGCUACUUCUACUCCUAUAGAAAGGGUUUUUUCUAUUACUAGUAAUAUAGUUACUAAAAACAGAAAUAAACUAAGCCCUCAGACUAUAGCAGAGUUAAUCCUUUUAAAAUACUGGAAAAUUAAGGAUUUAAAAGAAUUAGAAGAGAUAUUUUCAGAUAAUCUAGAAGAAGAAGAAGAAGAAGAAGAUUAA
Molecule: messenger RNA, 246 nt
Organism: Colletotrichum gloeosporioides
Lineage: Eukaryota; Fungi; Ascomycota; Sordariomycetes; Glomerellales; Glomerellaceae
Exons: 1
Molecular function (GO): protein dimerization activity
Source: RefSeq, a predicted model, not a curated record